Molecule: messenger RNA, 1746 nt
Organism: Rana temporaria (common frog)
Lineage: Eukaryota; Metazoa; Chordata; Amphibia; Anura; Ranidae
Gene: QRFPR
Product: pyroglutamylated RFamide peptide receptor
Exons: 6
Coding region: 343-1608 (421 amino acids)
Biological process (GO): G protein-coupled receptor signaling pathway
Cellular component (GO): membrane
Molecular function (GO): neuropeptide Y receptor activity; peptide binding
Source: RefSeq, a predicted model, not a curated record
CGGGGGGACAUUAUUGCCGUGCUGUGUCUGUUUGCUGCGGUCUCAUCUACAGUGAUAGUGCACUUUAUCUUCUCCCAGAAAAGUUUCUUCACAAGUGCUUUAGCCUUAGCUUCAUUGAAAAUCGUUGCAAAAAUGUGAUUGUUAUAAAUGACUUUAUUUUGCCAUUGUGUAAUCCUGGAUCCAACCCAAUGGAUUAGCAGCAUGCCCAGAACAAUGCAUAAUACGGCUGUGGAGAGGAACCUUUGCAUCCUAUGGGUUGUGUUCCAGAGUGGUCACCUCCACCUGCACCCCAGAAGAUGUUCUCAUUCAUGGUGACUGAUUUUAUGAUCUGAAGCUGCACUGAUGCAUUCCCUGAACAUCACCCCAGAGCUGAUCGCCAGACUUCUUCAGGAGAAUAAUGUCACCAGGGAACAGUUCAUUGAGCUCUACCAGCUGCAGCCCUUGAUCUACAUUCCUGAGCUCCCUGCUCCCUUUAAGGUCGCCUUUGUUGUCAUCUGUGUGGUCAUCUUCGUGCUGGCUCUGUUUGGGAACUCUUUGGUCCUCUAUGUGGUCACCAGGAGCAAAGCCAUGAGGACAGUCACCAAUAUCUUCAUCUGCUCCCUGGCUGUCAGCGACCUGCUCAUUGCCUUCUUCUGUAUUCCAUUCACUAUGCUGCAGAACAUCUCAUCCAACUGGCUGGGAGGUGCCUUUGCUUGUAAAAUGGUCCCAUUUGUUCAGUCUACUGCUAUUGUCACUGAAAUUCUCACAAUGACAUGUAUUGCUGUGGAAAGACAUCAGGGAAUCAUACAUCCUCUGAAGAUGAAAUGGCAAUACACAAACAGAAGAGCGUUCACAAUGCUAGGUAUCGUGUGGUUGAUAGCAGCACUGGUUGGUGUACCUAUGUGGCAUGUACAGCGUUUAGAGAUUAAAUAUGACUUUUUGUAUGAAAAACAAUACGUGUGCUGCUUGGAAAAAUGGAACAGACUUGUUCACCAGAAAAUCUACACAACCUUUAUUCUAGUGAUCCUGUUUCUCCUUCCACUAACAUUGAUGCUUCUGCUCUACAGUAAAAUUGGCUAUGAACUUUGGAUUAAGAAACGAGUUGGAGAUGCAUCAGUGCUUCAAACUAUCCAUGGCAAUGAGAUGUCUAAAAUAGCCAGGAAGAAGAAACGAGCAAUCAUUAUGAUGAUAACAGUGGUUGUGCUUUUUACAGUCUGCUGGGCACCGUUUCAUGUUGUGCACAUGAUGAUAGAAUACAGUAAUUUUGAAAAUGACUAUGAUGAUGUCACGAUCAAGAUAAUAUUUGCUGUUGUGCAAAUUAUUGGAUUUUUCAACUCAAUUUGCAAUCCAAUUGUAUAUGCUUUUAUGAAUGAAAACUUUAAAAAAAACUUCUUGUCUGCCAUAUGUUUUUGUUUCAUAAAAGACUCCUCUUCACCCUCAAGGAGACCUGGAAACUCUGGCAUUACAUUAACUCAACAAAAAUCAAGAGACAAUACAAGUGAAGAGACUAGGAGAGAAGCUUUUAGUGAAGGCAAUAUUGAGGUGAAAUUUUUUGAACAACCUGUUUCUAAAAAGACCUCAAAAAGACAUCUUCACUUAUUUUCCUCCGAACUCAUUGUUAAUUCGUGAGCAUGUGUUACAAAACACCCAUUUCCUGUAUAUAAAAGAGAUAUAGAUAGCAUUCACAGUUUCCUGGAAUGUCUUAAACGUAUCAGUAAAUGUAUUGUAGGAUUGUGCAAGAGUGGGAGGGAUUAUAGCGGUGCCUUU